AGAACUACGACACUGAGACUAACCAAUCGCCUAUGCGAAUGGCCGAACCUGAUGAGUUGACCUGUCGAGAUCUACUUCCACAACUUCCAAGCAAAGAAAUUCUUCAACAGCUCGUUGAAAUGUACAUGACAGCGGGCACAUGGAUAUGGUCUUAUCUCGACGAGGUGGAAUUAAAGCGCAGAGUUGACCGUUUUGUCGAGGAGGAUGAGUUAGAUGACAUGACCCUCGCGACAUUCUUUGCUAUCUGCGGGACUGGACUUUAUUAUACGCCAUGGCCGCACAAUAUCCUCAAUGCAUUUCCAGAACCUGCCAUGGUAACUGGAGAUCGCUUCCUAGCUUUGUCCACGGAAGUUCUGGAACGCCGAAACAGUGACUGGAUACACCAACCGACUCUGGAGCUUCUUGAGUUGCAUCUGCUUAUGGCCCACUAUUACAGUGAAGAUAUAUAUUCCCUCGCAAGCAAAAUGAUUGGCAUUGCAACAGCCCUGGGACUCCACAGGGAUCCUGAGCAUUGGUGGGCCUGGUGGAAUGUGUUAUCGUUCGAGAGAUAUCACUGCAUUCUCUUGGGAAGGCCCCCUUCAAUCAGCAAUAAUUCCUUUGACACCCAGUUCCCCAUGCCAGACUUCCAACAACCGGGUCAACUCGCCGCCGAUGAUUCUAUUUUGCCGUAUCUCUGUAUCUUUCCGAACCUGCAUUGUGUCAAGCCAAUGACAAACACCUGGCCAUCUGAUCUGAGACUUGAUGAGUUUGGCAUCGCUUACGCGAUGUCUCGUAACGCGAGCGAGAAUAUGGUGCGGCGCGGCGUUCAGUGCAUGUAUCUUUAUGGGCUGUGCAAUCUCACUCGUCUCUGCAUCAAUCGCCCAACCAUAAUCACGACAGCUAAAGAAGCCGCAGCCGCUCAUGAUCGAAUGGCCGGUGCAGCAGCCAAACUGGUCGCCUUGCACGCUCGUGCCACACCCGAUUACGUCAACAACGCUGUUCUUACGGUCCCUGGUCAUCUUGGACACGCCCCUUACAAUAUCUUCGCCUCUGCCAUGUUCUAUACUCACCAACUGCUUUCCAACCCUGAUCAACCUGGCGCAGCACACUUCCGUUCCAAUUUGAGUGAAGCUAUCUCAACGUUUGGAAAAGUCCGCGAGAUGCCCAUCGCGGAUCGAUGCUUCAAGAUUCUUGUCGCUUGUCACCCGCCUCCAGAAACGGACAGUGAGGAGAACCAGCAAGUCAGGCGCCAGCGCAUCGCGGCCGUGAGGCGAGUGACGUUCCCGUAUGUCAAACUAGCUGAUGUUGCGGAUAUCGAGCAUAUUUACCCUGUAACGGGUGAAGGUGAUAUCGCACCAAUUACUGCUAAACCAGAACAUGAGCAAAGAUCCUCUCUCGUUCAUUAGCGAGCAUUUCCUUGUAUUUGUGGUUUUUUUUUAUUUAUGCGAGGUUGCUAGCCACCAAAUGGGGAUCCAGGUGAACAGCACCUAGACUUCUUGCGAUGUACAUACGCAGUAUGAACUACAUUAUGGUAUAUCAAUCGUCGUUACAGCA
Molecule: messenger RNA, 1533 nt
Organism: Cantharellus anzutake
Lineage: Eukaryota; Fungi; Basidiomycota; Agaricomycetes; Cantharellales; Hydnaceae
Exons: 10
Coding region: 33-1385 (450 amino acids)
Biological process (GO): DNA-templated transcription
Molecular function (GO): zinc ion binding; DNA binding
Source: RefSeq, a predicted model, not a curated record